Messenger RNA from Lolium rigidum, 2518 nucleotides. RefSeq names its product proteinaceous RNase P 1, chloroplastic/mitochondrial-like. The record is from RefSeq and is a predicted model, not a curated record. Bases 43 to 2148 code for a protein of 701 amino acids. Gene Ontology annotation, molecular function: ribonuclease P activity; protein binding. NCBI's taxonomy places the organism in Eukaryota, Viridiplantae, Streptophyta, Magnoliopsida, Poales, Poaceae. The transcript has 6 exons. Gene Ontology annotation, biological process: tRNA 5'-leader removal.
UCCACACGCUUCCCCUCCCUCCCGCUCUCAUGGCAGCGAGCCAUGGCGUCUCUCCUCACACCUCACCCUCUCCCCACCCGCCUCGCCGCAGCCUCCUCGUCCUCUGUCUCCCUCAAGCGAGUCCUUCCUCCACUUGCAUGCCAUGCCCGCAACCUGUUCGACGUAUUGCCCCAAAGCGACGGCAACUCUGACGUCGUUGCAAACGGCAACCCCUCAAGAACCGAGGAAGGUGGAGCAGGCUCGGUCAGCGUCCCACGUACAACGGCUCAGGGUGGAGUGACCCGGGAGGCAAACCUGUCUGCGAGUCAGGGAAGGGACCGUGGGGCAAGGCGCUGGAUAAGAGGGGGUGACAGGCUUGUGCUCGGAGAAGGCAAGGAGGGGGAAGUUGUACAGACGGGUUGGAGGGGAGGCCAUGGAAGUACCGGGGGAUCUGAAGGGCGCGGGCGGGGCAGACGCUGGAUGAGAGGGGUAAUGCGGGUGCAGGAACCCGUGAAGGCUGCAAAUUUGGCAACAAGUGGUGAAGAUAGAGGAGUAGGAAAUGUGAGUAAGAGGGGGAAGCGGUCGAAGGGCAGUGAGCGCGGAGUCAAGCUGAGAGUUGAGCUGGAUAUGUGCUCAAAGAGAGGAGAUGUUAUGGGAGCAAUCGACCUGUAUGAUUCUGCGGUGAGGGAGGGGGUCAGGAUGGGGCAGCACCAUUACAAUGUGCUGCUUUACCUGUGCUCUUCUGCCGCCCUUGGAACUGUGCAACCGGCAAAAAGUGGCACCAAUGGUAAAUUAAAUUCUGCAUCGGCUGAAAGCUCGGGGUGUUCAGAGGACAACGAUAUGCAUGAAGACCCUGUUCAUGACCAGGAGAGAAAUAAGUUCAGUUUGUUCCGUUUGGAGGAAACAGCUAGCGGCAUACCGAUAAGUGAUGAGAUCAAAGAGUAUGCACGGACUCGAGGGUUUGAGAUAUUUGAAAAAAUGCGCUCGGAGAAAGAGAGGGUUCAGAUGAGUGAGGCUGCGUUGACUGCAGUUGCCCGUAUGGCGAUGUCCAUGGGGAACGGUGACAUGGCCUUUGAAACUGUCAAACAAAUGAAAGAGCUGGGUAUAGCACCAAAGUUGCGCUCAUAUGGCCCUGCGUUAGCAGCAUUUUGCAGCAGCGGCGAUGUUGAUAAGGCAUUUGAAGUAGAGGCCCAUAUGUUGGAGUCUGGGGUCAUACCUGAAGAGCCUGAAUUGGGGAUGCUUCUUAGUGCUUCUGUGGUCGCCAGACAAGGUGAUAGGGUCUAUUAUUUGCUGCAUAAGUUCAGGACUACUGUAAGACAGGUAUCUCAAUCUACAGCCAAAUUGUUAGAGGCUUGGUUUAGUAGCUCAACAGCAUCCAAAGUGGGGAAGAGAAAGUGGAAUAUCUCUGUUUUAGCAGAAGCAAUUGAAAAUAAUGGAGGGGGUUGGCAUGGUUUGGGUUGGUUAGGGAGGGGAAAAUGGAUCAUAACACGCUCCCACAUUGACAAGAAUGGUGUCUGCCUUGCUUGUGGAGACAAGUUGGCUAUUAUAGACCUUGAUCCAAAGGAGACAGAGGAUUUUGCCACAAUGGUGGCAAAACUAGCUCUCAAGAGAGUGAAGAACUCAAACUUUGAGAAAUUUCAGAAAUGGCUGGAAAAGCAUGGCCCUUUUGAUGCAGUUAUGGAUGCUGCCAAUGUUGGUCUUAGCCAGAGUCAUCUUUCCUUGAGUAAGGUCAGUGCUGUUGCUGAUGCCACACAGAAAAGGUUUCCAUCAAGAAAGUGGCCUUUGAUAGUUGUGCAUAACAGACAUCUCGCUGGAAAACACAUGAAAAACCCUGCUAAUCAGAAGUUGGUUCAAAAGUGGAAGCAAGCAAAUGCUGUAUAUGAAACCCCCACUGGCUCAAAUGAUGAUUGGUACUGGUUGUUUGCUGCAAUCAGAUGGAAAUGCUUGAUGAUUACAAAUGAUGAAAUGAGAGACCACACAUUUCAGCUCCUGGAGAAAGACUUUUUCCCCAAAUGGAAGGAAAGGCAUCAGGUACACUUCACUUUUGGGGACAACUGUGUUACAUUUCAAAUGCCACCUCCUUGCUCGGUUGUGAUUCAGAUGGUUAAGGAGAAUCUAGGAAGAUCAUCAUUGCUGUAUGAUCUCAGAUACCGAGAUACCAUCGUUUAGCAUUGAUAAAAGGCUCGUAUUGAAUGGGUCUUUUAGGUAGUACAUCUGUAACAUCUGUAGUUCUAGCUUCGACCUUUAGCUUGCAAUAAUUAAUCAGGCAUACAUAUGAUUGAUUUAUGGGUUGUUCAGGAAUUCGUUAACUGGUAACGGCUCGCUCGGCCACUGAAUAGCGAUUAAUCGGCCAAUUCGGUAAUCAGCAUUUAUCGGCUACUCAGUGAGCCACUGAGUAGCGAUUAACUGGCCAUUUAAUCGGUGAUUCGGCCGAAUUCUUGAACAAUUUUAUGCACAGACAGGAUUUUCUUUUGUUUUCAAUGCUUCAAUCAGAUUCAUGUAGCUCAUUGUUCUCUAUCUGGUCAGACUUUUUAAUUGU